Brugia malayi is the source of this 1689-nucleotide messenger RNA. It is a transcript of the gene Bma-hpo-3, whose product is annotated as glycosylphosphatidylinositol anchor attachment 1 (GPAA1)-like. The transcript has 9 exons. The record is from RefSeq and is a predicted model, not a curated record. Bases 1 to 1689 code for a protein of 562 amino acids. NCBI's taxonomy places the organism in Eukaryota, Metazoa, Nematoda, Chromadorea, Rhabditida, Onchocercidae. Gene Ontology annotation, cellular component: membrane; GPI-anchor transamidase complex. Gene Ontology annotation, biological process: attachment of GPI anchor to protein.
AUGCGCUUAUUAUCACAACCAAUUGAUAAGCCACCGGUUUUUGUGGAAAAAAUUGUAUCGAAAUGGUGGAAAGUUUGUGUUAUAAGUGAACUAUUAGCUCUAAUAUAUAUAUGUAUUAUCAUACAACCGGAAUACAAUGAACAUAUGAAAGUUUCCGAAAAUGCAUUAUUACCGGCACUUGUUACGGAACGAUUCAGUUAUUAUCAUCGAAUUUCAGCUUUCUUAGACAAACUUCGUCCUGAACGUAAUAUUUCCGAUUAUAUUGAGAAACAACUUUUGGCUUAUGGUAUAAUGACGCAAACAAUGCGAUUUACAGUAACUCUUCCAGGCUUUAAUGAAUCCGGAAAAAAUGUUAUAGGCGUUGUUCGUGCUAGCCGUUCAUCAUCAACGGAAGCAAUAGUUGUAGCUGUGUCAAUGACUGAAACAAAUUUGGAAGCAUUAGCUGUUAUAUUAGCUUUGGCAACUUAUUGUCGAGAGCAAAUAUAUUGGGCUCGUGAUAUUCAAUUUAUUUUUGUUGAUAAAGGCUUAAUCGGUUUAACAGCAUAUUUAGCUCAAUAUCAUCAGCAUCAUCAUUCAUUCUUGCAAUCUGACAAAUUAAAUUUUCAUAGCGGUGCGAUUGUUGGUGCUUUUGCAGUGAAAGCUGAUGGUUUAUUGUUUGAUACAGUAAAUAUUGAACAUAAUAUGAUUAAUGGUUUAUUACCAAAUUUGGAUUUAAUUAAUUUAAUGGCAAAAUUAGCUGAUAAGUACGGUGUAAUUCCGGAAGUUUUCAAUCAUGGUUAUCAGGUAUCAUGGUGGAAUUUAGCUGAAACAACAAGUAAAGCUAUGCUUAGUCAGGCUUUCAAUGAGAAAGAAGGAUUGCAUAGUAUUUUUGGACCAUAUGGUAUACAAGCAGUAACUAUACAUGUUAAAAGUGUUAUGGAAGGACAUGCAUCAUUAACAGAUUUAGGUCGAAUAUGUGAAGGAGCAUUAAGAUCACUGAAUAAUAUCCUAGAGAAAUUUCAUCAAUCAUAUUUUCUUUAUAUAAUGACGGAUAUACGACAUUUUCUUUCUGUUGCUUAUUAUAUGCCAGCUCUUGGUCUUAUCCUAUUUCCACUAUUAAUACUGGCACUUCGUGAAUGGUUUCGUUUGAAAGAAUUUACAUUUCCAAAUUCAUUCGUUCUUCUUCAUGUUAUUGGAAUAGUUCAAUACUGUGUCAUUAGAAAUAUUGCUGUAUCACAGUCUUAUCAUGACUAUACAAUUUUAUUAUCAUUUUCCGCACUCAUUCCGUGGUAUUUUCUUUUUCCAUUAAGCGAGAAGGAAUAUAUUUCAUUAAAAUUUCUCUUUUAUUUGGACUACUGUCUUGUAUUUGCCUCACUAUCAUUGCUGAAUUUCUCACUGGCAUAUAUUAUUUCAUUUAUUGCCGUACCGUUGAUAAUAUUAUUCACAGCGAUUAAUAAUUGUAAUCGAUUAAUUUGUCAAUUAAAAGCUUUAUUUGGUUUUCUAUUACAUCCAUUUGUUAUUUAUUUAUUGUAUCGCUAUUUGCUCUACAAUAUUCUUCCAACAGAAGCACAUAUAACAGAUUUAGCAAUGGAUCUCAUUAAAUGCCAUCUUUUAUAUGGCAGUUUUCUUUUUCCAUUUAUUUACAUUUGUUUAUUACCUUUAUGGAAUUUCUCAAUUUUAAUUUCAUCAACACCUAUAAUUCAUUCAUAG